This is a messenger RNA of Dentiscutata erythropus, 1406 nucleotides long. NCBI's taxonomy places the organism in Eukaryota, Fungi, Glomeromycota, Glomeromycetes, Diversisporales, Gigasporaceae. The record is from the annotation of a GenBank genome assembly.
AUGGGAAACACACACAGUAAUGAUAUUGAGAAAAGAGCUGAUUACUCUUUAUAUAAAAAAGAGAACGAGAAACAGCCUAACUACUCUUUGUAUGAAGAAGGAAACUUUGAGAAAAAGUCUGACUACUAUUCAGUAUAUAAAGAAAAUUACAUCAUCACUAAAAUUCAUGAAUAUCCUUUGAACGAAGAUAAUAACCAGAUUUUUCAAGACCAACAAGAAGUUACUAUAAACUUAUCCGAAUUACAAUUUGUAGAUAACAAUUUUUUUAUUAAACAAUCAUAUUACGUUGAUUGGCCCCAAUUAGUAGAGAAAUUCGGAGGAUAUUUAUUAAAAGAUUGUUGUAUUGCAAAUGCUCCUGAAAAGGCAUUUACGGUCAAUAUUGAAAAGGACAUUUCAGAAAUUUUGCCCUGGCUUUCUACUUUCCUUGACGUAGAAAGUUUUCCUUAUCAAAUGUCCAUAGAGUUUUUUUGCAAAAAAUGGGAAAAAGCAAAACUUAUUAUUUCAAAAUCAAGUAUUAUUCCAACAGAGAACUUUGUUAAUGACGUUAGUAAAGUCGUUAAUGGUGAAUUGGAUCCCACAAAUAAAUUGGAACAGCUCCGUGAUUUAACAAAAAAAUAUGGCAGCUUUUAUGCAAGCAGCCUUGUUUUUGGAGGGGCCAUAGUUAAAGAAAGUAACAAUAAUGAUACACCAAUCAUAGGUGGAAUUAAAAAAAACUAUACCAAUAAUGAUUCUAUAGAGCCUUGGGUUAACUCUCUAGAUCAUUAUAAUAAUUGGGAAAUAAUCGGAUAUGAUGAAAUUCGUUCUAUAUUUGAAUUGUUGGACGAUGAUUUACAGAAAAAUGUCUUGGACAUUCUAGGCUUCCGAAUAUUAAAAGGUACAAAAGAUAUUCUUUUAAAUCGAGACUUUUCUAAGAAAACCACGUACGUUCAUUCGUUAGCUAUGCAGUUUGAGGAGCUGGAGAAGAUAACGAAUAUUCAUAACUGUUAUAUCUUUGUUUCAAUAAUAAAUGAAGAAGACAAAGACAAAGAUAUAUUUUCCAUAUUAGUGGAUUAUGUUAAUAAAUAUGCUCCAUUAAUUGUUAUUAAGAAAGCUCAAAGUGAAAAAUAUGAAAAAAAUUCGUUAAAAAUUGGAUGGAUUAUUGUUGGGCAACCUAACUAUUUUGACUUUGACCAGAUUGAAUAUCCUAUUGUGCUUUCUAAAGUAGAUGAUAUAGUAGAAAUUUCAAAGUCCACUAUAUUUUCUGUAGAAUCUUACGCACCGAGUACAUGCGCAUUUAGUGCACCAGAAACUGACAACUCGUCAACUAUUGCUGUUGAUAUACCUUUAACAGCUAAACAUCCAUUUGACUUCUUCGUUUAUGAUCCAAUGAAUAUAAGUGAAUCUACAAGUGAUAAAAGGAUGCUUGG